Messenger RNA from Rhodotorula graminis WP1, 1268 nucleotides. RefSeq lists its product as uncharacterized. Gene Ontology annotation, molecular function: zinc ion transmembrane transporter activity. Gene Ontology annotation, biological process: zinc ion transmembrane transport. Bases 1 to 1167 code for a protein of 388 amino acids. The record is from RefSeq and is a predicted model, not a curated record. The transcript has 10 exons. Lineage: Eukaryota; Fungi; Basidiomycota; Microbotryomycetes; Sporidiobolales; Sporidiobolaceae. Gene Ontology annotation, cellular component: plasma membrane.
AUGGACGAGGAAGCUACCCCUGCAUGCGGCUCGGGCUCGCCGUACGACGGUAACCUCGGUCUGCGAGUCGGCGCCAUCUUCCUCAUCCUCGUCACGAGCGGCUGCGGCACCCUCUUCCCGGUCCUCGCCCGUCGAACGCGAUUGCGCAUCAGCGAGUACGUGUACAACAGCUUCAAGUACUUUGGCAGCGGCGUCAUCAUCGCGACCGCCUUCAUCCACCUCUUGGCGCCAGCUUUCGAUGCACUCGGCAGUGACUGCUUGACCGGCGCAUGGACCGAGUACGACUGGGCACCCGCGAUCGCCAUGGCCUCGGUCUUUGGCAUCUUCCUCCUCGAGCUCAUCGCGACGCGCAUGGGCCGCUCGUUCCUCCAGAAGCGUGGCCUCAAGGAGCACGACCCGCACCGCGCGCGCGGCAACGAGGUCGUCGGGCACACGGGCCACGGCACGCACGCGCCGCCGAGCGGGACGACGACGGGCCUGGCGAGCGCGGGAGUGGCGCCGGCUGUUGCUGGUGCGGGUGCGGAUGCGGGCGCGGCGGGCGAGAGCAUCGAGACGGUCAAGAGCCGGGACGCGGUCGUGCAGCCGCAGGGCGACCUCGAGGCGGGAGGCGAGCUCAAGCCGCACGCGCAUGGGCACGCGCACGACGGCGAGGACGAGGACGAGGAGCUGCAGGAGAGCGCGGUCGCGCAAAUCAUCGGCGUCGCGAUCCUCGAGACGGGCGUCCUCUUCCACUCCUUCGUCAUCGGCCUCACGCUCGCUGUGAGCGACAACCUCGGCCCGCUUCUCGCGGUCCUCACCUUCCACCAGACGUUUGAGGGCAUCGGUCUCGGCAGCCGGCUGUCGGUCCUGCCGUUGCCGCGCAAGUACAACUACGUCCCGAUUGUCGCAGCUCUCGUGUACGCCUGCACUACGCCUCUCGGCAUCGCCGUCGGCCUCGGCAUCCGCACGACCUACAACCCCGAGUCAGCCGUCGCGAACAUCGUCGCCGGCACGCUCGACGCGACCUCGGCGGGCAUCCUCCUGUGGGCCGGCCUGGUCGAAUGCCUCGCGCACGACUUUGUCUUCUCGACCGCAAUGGCCGAGGCGUCCAACGGCGAGGUGUCGUUCGCCGUCUUCUUCCUCCUCCUCGGCGCCGGCUUGAUGGCGCUCCUCGGCCGGUGGGCAUAGACGUUUCCCUCGCGACAUACAGCACCUCCGUCCGUCCAUACCCUGUCUGUAGAUCAGCUGCAUCGCUCGAGAGAAGGAGCUGCAACCACUGCUUCGCAUCC